AUGAGGAGACUUACAGCUGUAGUGGUGGUGGUGGUGUCCUCAUUCUCUUUGUUGCCCUACGAGGAAUCCUGGCUCAGGCUCUUUGCUAGAGCUUUGCUGAGGUUCCUAGGCUUCAUCUUCUGGGGCACUGCUGUAGUUCUGGCCUUUGGUGGAGUUUUUGUGAUCCUGAUGUGCAAGAACUACAGAUAUUUUUUUCAGGAGUCUUUCUUGUCUCUUCCUGGCUGGCUGGCUGUUGCAGCUGCACUCAUCUUGCUGCCUACUGGAGUUUUGGCUAUCUCCAUUUCUGUGAAGUGUUCCCGCCAUCAGCAAGGAGCUCUCAUGUACUUGCUGCUGGUCCUUCUUUGCCUACAAGUGUCUUCGGCAGUUCUGGCUCAGUUCUACUCUGUUCAGAUGGCUUCUGAGCUGGAAGGCGCUAUGGAUUACCUUGUCUAUCAGUACAAUGGGGCACACUCCCAAGGUCCUGGUGGCAGUGCUGUGGAUGAGGUACAGAGGAAGCUGCAGUGUUGUGGGGUCCAAAACUAUACAGACUGGCUAAAGGCAACAGCUGCUGCUUGGCAUCUUUCAGCUGAAAAAUCUCGUGUCCCUGAAAGCUGCUGUAAGGAGAAGUAUUCUCAUUGUGGAGGUGACAUAAGCCAUAUGGAGCAACUUUUUCAGGAAGGCUGUCUAAGGAAGUUGGAAGACCAGUUGCAUUUUGUCAAUCUCUAUGUGUUUUGGUGCUGUACUGUGCUAAGCAUCUUGGAGCUGUUGGCUGGUGUCAGCAAUGGCAUCCUCAUGAGGCAUCAGCCGUUCCGUGACUUCCGAAUUCAAGACUCAUCUACCUUCUCAUAG
Messenger RNA from Opisthocomus hoazin, 828 nucleotides. Its product is annotated as tetraspanin-3. Gene Ontology annotation, cellular component: plasma membrane. The record is from RefSeq and is a predicted model, not a curated record. Lineage: Eukaryota; Metazoa; Chordata; Aves; Opisthocomiformes; Opisthocomidae.